CGCCCAGGCCGACCAGUUUCCUCUUCGGGCACAGAUGAAGUCAUAUCCACAGUCGGCAUUAACAUAAGCUGGCAUAAGCAGGAGGCCUGAAGAUCGCCGCUGACUCGCAGUCAGAUUUUAGUGCGUCAUGUGCCGCGCGCGUCUGUCAUCGCAUUAAAUCGUCUUUGUUUAUUCUCUCUCCUCUCCCCCAUCUCAACCAACUCCAUCAUGUCUCAAUACGAAGAAUGGUUUUCUGCCGUCUCCACAGGCAAAGUCUUCGACUGCAAUCCCCGCGAACUCACCAUCUUUCGAUCCUAUCUCGACGCCAAUCUUUCCCCCGCCGAAGCGGCAGAGCAGCUGACAGCUCCCGCCCCGCCACAAUGGAACUCAUCAUUCACCGGCCGACUGUGGACGAUGAUACUUUUUCUCGCAAAGGACUACGAAGAAGCACACGAUGAUCUAGUCGCUCUGGUCCAGGAAUUCUUCACCGCAGAACCGGGCGACAUUGACUGGGCAGAGGAAAAAAAGACGUAUCUUCCGGAGAGUUGGCGGGCGACAUAUGAUUGUAUGAACCUCCACCAGUUUGCAAGAUGAAGCUGAUUUGAAAGACCUCGCAUCCGACCACAGCGAGAUAGGAAACCUUACCGAUCCCACCAGUGCCCAAUGGGUGAAUU
Aspergillus wentii DTO 134E9 is the source of this 653-nucleotide messenger RNA. RefSeq lists its product as uncharacterized. Bases 208 to 573 code for a protein of 121 amino acids. The record is from RefSeq and is a predicted model, not a curated record. The transcript has a single exon. Lineage: Eukaryota; Fungi; Ascomycota; Eurotiomycetes; Eurotiales; Aspergillaceae.